AUGUGGCUGCAAUGCAUCGCUGUGACGGUGCUGAUCGCCGCGACUGCGACCCGCGAAAUAUUCACCAACUCCUUCCUGGUCCGGUUCAAGAGGUCUAUCCGCCACGAGGAGGCCCAGGAACUCGCCCUCCGGCACGGCUUCGACAACCUCGGCCCGGUCCUCGGUUCUGACACAGAGUGGCAUUUCGCGCAUCGCGGCUUACCGCACGCGCGCCCACGCAGGUCCAUCGCUCAUACUCGCUUGUUAAAACGUCACCCACUAGUUCAUACGGCAGUCCAACAGACCGGCUUCAAGCGAGUCAAGCGAGGGUUCCGCCCGCUUCGUCUACCGGAAACCGCGCCGGCUGCUGAACCUCGAGACCCUUAUUUCCCUCUGCAAUGGUAUCUCAAAAAUACAGGACAAAAUGGAGGGAAACCCAAGUUGGACUUGAAUGUAGAAGCGGCUUGGGCUCAAGGGUAUACUGGUGUGAAUGUGACUACGGCUAUAAUGGACGAUGGUGUUGACUACAUGCAUCCAGAUUUGAAAUUUAAUUAUAACGCUGAGGCUUCGUACGAUUUCAGUAGCAACGACCCAUUUCCUUAUCCCCGAUAUACAGAUGAUUGGUUUAAUAGUCAUGGCACGCGAUGCGCGGGUGAAGUGGCGGCCGCCCGCGAUAAUGGAGUGUGCGGGGUCGGUGUCGCAUACCAUUCUAAGGUAGCGGGUAUAAGAAUGCUGGAUCAGCCGUAUAUGACAGAUCUUAUCGAGGCCAAUUCUAUGGGGCACGAGCCUCAUAAGAUUCAUAUCUACAGCGCGUCUUGGGGUCCCACGGAUGACGGACGGACUGUUGAUGGCCCCAGAAAUGCUACGAUGAGAGCUAUCGUUAGAGGAGUAAAUGAGGGGCGUAACGGUCUGGGGAAUAUCUACGUGUGGGCAAGUGGCGACGGCGGCGAAGAUGACGAUUGUAACUGUGACGGCUACGCAGCGUCGAUGUGGACCGUUUCAAUUAACAGUGCAAUAAACGAUGGUCAAAACGCGCACUACGACGAAUCGUGCUCGUCUACACUCGCCAGUACAUUCAGUAACGGCGCGCGCGACCCCAGCACGGGCGUCGCCACCACCGACCUGUACGGGAAGUGCACCGCCACGCACUCGGGGACGUCCGCGGCCGCACCCGAAGCCGCCGGUGUGUUUGCUCUCGCUUUGCAUGCCAACCCAAAUCUUACUUGGCGUGAUAUUCAACAUUUGACAGUAUUAACCUCGAAGAGGAACUCUCUGUAUGACGCUAAAGGUCGUUUCCACUGGACGAUGAAUGGUGUAGGGUUGGAGUUCAACCACCUGUUCGGGUUCGGUGUGCUGGACGCGGGCGCCAUGACCGCGCUCGCGGCCAACUGGCGCUCCGUGCCGCCGCGCUACCACUGCGAGGCCGGCUCUGUUAAUACCCACACUGAGAUCCCCCGGCAGGGCAGCGUGACGCUGCGCAUAGAGAGCGGCGCGUGCGCGGGCUCGGCCAGCGAGGUGCGCUACCUGGAGCACGUGCAGGCCGUGGUCAGCGCCAACGCCUCGCGCCGCGGCGACCUCGAGCUCUUCCUCACCAGCCCCAUGGGCACCAGAUCAAUGAUACUGAGCAGACGCGCCAAUGAUGAUGACAGUAGAGAUGGUUUUACGAAGUGGCCCUUCAUGACGACGCACACGUGGGGCGAGUAUCCUCAAGGAACUUGGACAUUGGAGGCGCGGUUCUCUAGCGACGGCGGCACGGCGGGCUGGCUGCGCGGCUGGGCGCUGGUGCUGCACGGCACGCGCGCGCCGCCCUACGCGCAGCUACAGCCGCAGGACCCGCACUCCAAGCUCGCCGUCGUCAAGAAGGCGCACGAGGACAACUCCGUCGACCAC
Messenger RNA from Brenthis ino (lesser marbled fritillary), 1869 nucleotides. NCBI's taxonomy places the organism in Eukaryota, Metazoa, Arthropoda, Insecta, Lepidoptera, Nymphalidae. The record is from the annotation of a GenBank genome assembly.